AGUAGUAGUAGUAGUAGUAGUAUUAGUAGUUGCCGUCGACCUCAACGCGCGCCGCCGCCGCCGCCGCUGACAUCCGAGAACGGAACACACGGGACGACAUCGCGCGCCGCGGUCGACCGUGAUCGGACCACGCCGCCGAGUUCCCCCCCGUCGCCACCGAUUGCACCUUUGUUGUGCGUCCGUGCGCGUGCGUGCGACCGUACUUGCAUCGCAUGCACCUCAUAGACGCAGCAGCAGCAGCCGCCGCCGCCGUCGCCGAGCACGUAAACACAAGAAAUGCGUACGUCUCCGACGGGUUAGACGUGUGUGUGUGUGUGAGUGUGCGUGUGCGUGUGAGCGAGGGAGCCGAAGACCGAUGUGUACCUACGUACGAGUGAACGAACACUAGUGUACGUGUGAGUGAGCGACCGUGUGUUCGCGCGUGCCAGUGCCAGUGUGAGUGCGCGUGAAUGCAAUUCGGUGAGGCGAGCGUAUAGUUUGUGGCGGUGCAUACAUGUAGUAGGUAUAUAAGCGGCAGUAUAGUAAGUACACCACUAUAUCGGACGGCAAAAUGGCUGGAGAAGUGCGAUUCCGAUUGACCGACAACCUGGAUCCACUUCAAACAUUGGAUAUUUGCCACGAGAUUGUCAACAUGACAUUUUGUUCAUCAGACAGACCUUUUACCUUAAAAAAAUGUACAAAAAAAAGAUGUGUUGAUAGAUAUGAUAGCUCAGAAAGUUCAGACAGUGGUGUUGCAACAUUUAUUACUGAGCUUGGAUCACCUUUGACUCCAGAUAGUCGGGUUAGUGAGUAUUCUAUUCCUUCUCCAGAUGAAUGUGAACCUGCAAUGCCUCCCCCGCCACCUUUAGCAAAUUCCGCUGAUGAAAUUGAUUUAGCAUGUUGGCCAUGGAGUGAAGAAUGGGCUGCCGAUUGUUCUAAUAUUGAAUUAUUUUCUGAUACCUGUGAUACUACUGAUUAUUGCAAGACAGAUACAAACAUUGCCAAUAUUGAACUUGACCAAAAUGUAAUUGAGGAUGACUCUUGUAAUGACAAAUUAAACAUUUUUCAAAAUUCAUCAAAAAUAAAUGAUUUGUUUAAUUCAUUACCAUUAGCUCAGUGUAAACUUAUAGAGUCUUCCGAUAUUAAAUCUGAAUGUGACUUUGUUCCUGCUAAAAAGUUUCUUGUGUCUGAUGAAGAAUCACCAACAAAAUUUACACUUCGUAGUUCUGAUGAACAUUUUUCUAGUGACAUCAUUACAUCUCUACAAUCCAAUAUUUUAGAUAAUAAAUGUUUACUAAAAGAUGAAGAGUCAUUGUUAUCUUUACAAUUUCCAUCUUGUACCCCCUCAACGUGUUCAGAUAGUUUUGAUGAGACUGAUUUUAAACUGUGUGAAGAUCAUAUGGACAACAGUAUUUCAAUCAAAUAUAUAAAAGAUGAAGGUGAAAAAUUAAUGUGUGAAAGUUUAAUUGAUACACCUUCAACCAAGAAUUUUAAAUUAAAUAAUAAUAUUUCUGAUGAUGAAAAUGACUCCAAUAGUCCACAUAAAAAAUUAUGCGUAGACCAGGCAAUUAAACUACCAAAUAAGGGUAGGUAUUUUAUGAGAUCGUCUUCUGGUUCUUCUCAUGAUUUAUUUAAAUCUAAAAUUCCUCACUUGUUGGAUCAAAAUAAAAAUGUACAAGAUAAUUUAAAAUCACCUUCAACAAAAUUGAAUUGCUCUCUUCGAAAUCCAAUCAAUAAACAUCAGCAGUGUGACAUUAAUUGUUCAAUAAAAAAUAAUGAACAACUUGACUAUUCCACAACCGAAUUAAAUUCAGCUGGUUUCAAUUCUAAUAAAAUUAGAUUUCCAAAGUUGGAUAGUCAUUGGAUUUCAUUAAGAGGAAACAUUAUGUGUCGUUGGAAUAAUUGUGAUAAUCAUUUUACUGCUACUACUAAGCUCAUUGAACAUCUCCAGGUAAAACAUGUGAAUUCUCAGACUUUUAGUGAAAGUUUUGUAUGUUUAUGGUCAGACUGUAAAGUAUUUAAUAAACCAUCUUGUUCACGAUCAUGGCUUGAGCGUCAUGUAUUAAGUCAUGGAGGUAAUAAACCAUUGCAAUGCAUUGUCCAGAAGUGCAGACAACGUUUUAGUUCUCAAAUAAUGCUUGAAAGACACGUGAAUCAACAUUUUAAGGCUUCUAGUAAUAAAGAGGAUGAAGGUGGUAUAAAUGGUAAAUUAAUAAGAAGAAAGGGAAAGAAACUACGUCUUCGUAGGCAACCAUUCACUGCAAGAAAAUUUGAUUACUUUGAUCAAGCUACAAUGAUGGAAUUACAAAACCAGUUAUUUUUAAGUACACAGAAUAGUCAACAAGAUUUUAUUGAUUACAGCAGAAGAGCCAUUAAAUUUCAACCCAAUGUCAUUGCUAGAAGAAUAUUAGAAGGAAGCAAAAAACAAGAAGUGCUGAUGCGGUGGUUUCCUCCUAACAUAUUAGAAGAUGAAUGGAUCACUUGUGAUAAAAAAACAAAUUUCAAUGUGAUUGAACGUGUUGUACCUAUUAUGUCGAUGAGCACAGAAAAUCGGGAUUCAAUUACUAAACUAUUUGGUAAUAUUUUUCCCCCUUCAUCUCGACGUUCACGUAAAUGAACAUUUUAAUAUGCUAUUUGUUUUGUAAAAGAAACUACUUUACAAAAGAUGUUCUUAGUUUUUAUUCUUCAACAAUUCUUGUGAUAUUUUAAUGUAGUACCUAAGUAAUAAUUUUAAUCUACCUAUGUGUCUUGGUUAUACAAAUUGUAUAGAUAAAUAAUGGUACAAAUAAGUGCCUCGAAAUAGUAAUAAUUAUUAAGUGAUGCAAGAGUGUUGUCACCAUAAAUUAAUUGUCUAUAAAUGCUAGUUCAUUUAAUACUAUACAUAUCAUUGUGGUCGGUCAGGCAAAUCACUAGUAUAUUAUAAUAUAAAACUAGUACAUGCAGAGUACUUUCAUUUAUUUUUACUCUAAAACGUGUAUUAUAUUAGUCAUUUUGUUUUGUAUAUACUAGUCUAAAUGUGCUCUGUAGUAAAAGGUUUAUAUUGUUAUAUUCUAUGCAUUUGUCUACAAACGUGAAACAUGCAAUAAGAAUGACCAUAAAUGAAUCAAGAUAUAUACUAAUUUUGUAUUUUAAUAAUUAUUAUAUCUAUUAUGUUACUCGAAUCUUCUGUUAUCUAGAAUCAUAACAUUUAUAUUUUUAUAAAGAUAUUUAAAUAUAUAUUUUUUUCUAAAAUCACAGGAAAAUAAAUACAGACUAAAUAUUUAAAUGUGUUACGGACUUUUAAGUGCCAUUUAAAUUUCAAUGACUGAUGGAACUAUUUCUUAGACAUUUUCACAGUAAAAUUAUAAACCAUAUUAUGUCAAGUACCUUUUUUUAUUCAAAUGAGGACAUUUUUGUAUUUAUUUAUUUUCUCUUAGAAGAACAUUGUAUUACUAAUAUGUAAUUUAUUCAAAUAAUAUUUCAUGACAGAUCUCAAUUAAUUGUACUUGAAGUAGUAUUAAUAAAAUAAUUACUCAUCAAUAAUUUCAAAAGUGUAUUAUACUAAUACCAUGGGUUUUAUAAUUUGCUUUUAAAAUAAUUUAUUUUAAAUAUAAAAUACAAUAUGUACCUAAUACAAAUCAGAUUUUUACUAAUAGUAUUAUUGUUUAUUUUUUUACAAAAUAUUUUUCUUUUUAUUCUAAACUACAUUAUUAAUAUGUACAGUAUAGGUAAAUAAUUUGUUAUUGGUUAAUUAGAAAAUGAUAUUUCCAUUAAAAAUUAAUAUAUAUAUGUAUGAUAUAUACGGUUAAAAUUGUUUACUGGGACUAGACAAAUUUAGAUAUAUUAACUAAUUUAACAUUUUAACCUCACUUAUAAAAAUAUAAGUAUGCAAUAUGUAAAAGCAAUAUUCAAAUGAAAUGUAUUUAAGAUUAAAUUACAUAAUAUAAUCAUUAAAUACAAAAUUGGGAUUAGUUCAUUUGUUGAUCAUUCGUUCACUAUUUUAAUCACAUUUUUACAAGACUGCAAAAUGUAUCUUAUUGUUAUCACACUAAUCUCAUAGUAAACAUUAUCAGAUAAAUAAAUUUUAACUGUGUUCAUAUAUAUAUAUAUGAAAUUACUCUGUGUAACAUUUUUAGAAUUUUAUUUAAUUCAGACACUAUUUUUGUGUCCAAUGAUAUUUUAUUUAUAAAAAUUUUAUAUCGAAUGAAUUUUUUAUUAAUUUUUAAUAUUAUACAAAAACAACAUCACAUUACUUUGAUUUAUGAUUUAUAUACAUUUGAAAUUAAUAAUUAUUUGUCAUACUUAUGUUGGCUGCUAAUUUUUUAUAGAAUAAAAUAAUUAAAAAUGUGUAUUAAUUAAUUUGUUAAUUUUUAGUAAUUUUUGAUAUUUUUUCAAUCGUAAACAUUUUAAUGAAAAAAAUAUUAAUUUAAUUUUUGUUUACUUAUAUUAUUUUUAGAUUUAAUUGCCAAAAUGUAUUACCAUAUAAUCAUUUUCAUUGAACAAUAUAAUAUAAUUCAUGUGGAGGCUUUCCUAUUAAUUUUAAUAUUAAUAAUGAAUAAAAAUAUGGUUACAAAAAUGUAUUAUUUGUAUCCAUAACACAAAAAUGUAUCUUUCUUGUUAACAUUUAUAAUGAUGAUAAUAAUUAAUUUAUUAAAAGUUUCUUUUCAUAAUUUUUUGAAUGAACUGCCUCCAAAAAAGAUUUUAAGCACAAUUUUGUUGAAAUGAUUAUAAUGAUUUAUGAUUAUUGCAUUUACCUUAUUUUGAGUUAGUUAUUUUAAUUUUAAUUAAUUUUAAUUGCUUAUGAAAUUUUAUUUAUUAUUUGAAAUGCAUGGUGUAUUCAAUUUACCAAUCAUACCGGCCAAAUUUGAUGUUCAUAUUAUAAGGUCAUGAGUAAUAAAUAUCAUUUUUAAAUUUACAAUUUAAAUUAUAUAAUUAUAUUUAAGUAAAAAAUGAUUGAUUUAGGUUAAUAUUAAUACAUAAAAUACUAAAAUUGUAUGUUUUGAGUCCUUUUGAAUUUACUAAAAUAAUUUUAAAUUUAAUACUGUUUUGAGUGAAUUUAGUGAAUUAUAAUUUUUAUCCAGUGAUUAGCGAUUUUAGUUUAUUUUCGUUUCUUAAAUCUCUAUACUUUUCUGUAUUUUUUUUUCUUUUUUGUAUUAGUGUUUAUUUUAAUCUAUUUAUUUUUCGUAUUACAUUAAACUAUAAUUCUAGUCUUAGUUAAAAUUGUAAUUUAAUUUCUUCUUCAUUAGGUAUCUUUAAAUACUAUAACAUUCAAUAGUAUCUUGCUUAAUUAUAUUGAUUAUUAAUGCUAAUAAUAAUUCAUUAAUAUUCUUCUAUAAAAUACAAUAAUGACAAACUAAUACAAUUUACCCAUGUCCUACAUUUUAAUAAAUAGUGUAAUUUUACUAUUUAUACUUAAAGACUGAAUAACACUGCCAAAUUUGUUAAAGAUCUUUAACGUAGCUUAAUUCAAUAUAGUUAUAAAACUAUGCUAAAAUACAUUUUAUUAUGAUUGAACGAUAGACUCCACAUUUUCUAAGGUGUUCAUUUUUAGUACAUCAAAAUUAUUUUUAAACAUUUAGUAUAUACUAAUUAAGUAGAUGAUUAAAAAAUAUAUAAUUUUGCAUUAAUUAUUAUUUAUUUUUUUUUUUAAGAAAUUUAAGACUUGCUAUAAAAAAAAAUUGAAGUAUUAAAAAUAGGUAUAAAUAUAUAUAACAGUGAAUAAGUAAAUUAACUUUUGAACAGGUUCUCGUCAUAAAUUUGUUAGUUCAAAAUGUAAUAAAAUUAAUAUUUUAUUAUUAUCUUUUUAAGCAUUGGCAAAAAUAGACAUGUAACAUCUGAAAUUAUUUGAUAUUUAAUAUUGUAUUGAACAUUUUUUUCUUUCUUUGUAUAAAACAAAUUGUUUAAACAUAUUUUCAUGAAUAUAGAAUUUUAUUUUGUAUUAAAAUAUUUUUUUAAGCUGUGUGAUUAUUUUAUAUUACUUGUAAACAUAUUAUGAACUUAAAUAUUGUCAAAGUAGUAAUAUUAAUAUAAGUAAUGGUGUGAUACAUACUUUACUGAUACUGAUUGUAUAUAAUUAUUUAUAAAUAUUAUACAUGUAUGUAUUUGUAUACAUAUUUAGUUAGUUGUGUUCAAUAGUAACAGUAAUUAUUUUUAUUUAUAAUUUGUAAGAACUUUAUUAACAUUAAAUAAAUACAAAAUAAAUAAUGAUAGAUUUAGUUGAA
Rhopalosiphum padi (bird cherry-oat aphid) is the source of this 6179-nucleotide messenger RNA. It is a transcript of the gene jing, whose product is annotated as zinc finger protein jing. Gene Ontology annotation, biological process: regulation of transcription by RNA polymerase II. Gene Ontology annotation, cellular component: ESC/E(Z) complex. Lineage: Eukaryota; Metazoa; Arthropoda; Insecta; Hemiptera; Aphididae. Bases 551 to 2596 code for a protein of 681 amino acids. The record is from RefSeq and is a predicted model, not a curated record. The transcript is spliced from 8 exons.